AUGCACGCAAGGCAGGCGGGGCGCGGCGCGGGCUCUCCGAGGGGUGACACCGUGCUCUCCGGCGGUUCCAGAGCGGCGGUCGACCGAGGACAGCCGCCCCAGACGGCAGGGCCUGCGGCGCCCGGACACUCUAGUCUCGUGCCCCGUAAGCGUUUCCACUCCACGCUCCCGACAAGCACCCAUAAUUUUACCAACUAUCUUUUUGUCAUUUGCGUAUUUGCUGGUUUGUUUUGCAUACUGACAAGAUUUUCUUUUCUUUUAGUUGGUCGAAUUGUUUUAGAAUUAUUUGCAGAUAUUGUACCCAAAACUGCAGAAAACUUUCGUGCAUUAUGUACAGGAGAAAAAGGCAUUGGACUCACGACUGGGAAACCUCUUCAUUUCAAAGGAUGUCCUUUCCAUCGAAUUAUUAAGAAAUUUAUGAUUCAGGGUGGAGACUUCUCAAAUCAGAAUGGAACUGGUGGAGAAAGUAUUUAUGGUGAAAAAUUUGAAGAUGAAAACUUUUAUUAUAAGCAUGAUCGCGAGGGUUUAUUGAGCAUGGCAAAUGCAGGCCACAACACGAAUGGUUCCCAGUUCUUCAUCACCACAGUUCCAACCCCCCAUCUGGAUGGCAAACAUGUGGUGUUUGGCCAAGUAAUUAAAGGAAUAGGUGUGGUGAGGAUACUGGAAAAUGUAGAAGUAAAUGGUGAAAAACCUGCCAAAUUGUGCGUUAUUGCAGAAUGUGGAGAACUGAAAGAAGGUGAUGACUGGGGAAUAUUCCCGAAAGAUGGCUCUGGAGACAGCCAUCCGGAUUUCCCUGAGGACGCAGACGUGGAUUUCAAAGAUGUAGAUAAAAUUUUAUUAAUAGCAGAAGACUUGAAAAACAUUGGAAAUACUUUUUUCAAGUCUCACAACUGGGAGGUGGCCAUUAAAAAAUAUACAAAGGUUUUAAGGUAUGUGGCUGGCGCAAAGGCUGUUUUGGAAGAAGCAGACAAUGCCAGGCUGCAGCCUGUGGCCUUGAGCUGCGUACUCAAUAUUGGUGCGUGUAAACUGAAGAUGGCAGAUUGGCAGGGAGCAGUCGACAGUUGUUUGGAGGCUCUCGAAAUAGAUCCAUCAAAUACCAAAGCACUGUAUCGCAGAGCUCAAGGAUGGCAAGGAUUAAAAGAAUAUGAGCAAGCAUUGACUGAUCUUAAGAAAGCUCAAGAGAUAGCACCAGAAGAUAAAGCUAUCCAGGCAGAACUGCUGAAAGUCAAACAAAAGAUAAAGGCACAGAAAGAUAAAGAGAAGGCUGUAUAUGCAAAAAUGUUCGCCUCAUAAAUAUUCACUUUUGCCUGAGUAUUAUGCAUAGGUUAAGGCAAUAAGACAAUGUAAGAGUUAUGUCUAUCUGAUCUCUGCGUUUCCUUUGACACUUCAGUUCAUUGUUUACAGCUUAGAAAUACUGUCUCCCUCUUAAUAAAAAAUG
This is a messenger RNA of Fukomys damarensis (Damara mole-rat), 1438 nucleotides long. RefSeq names its product peptidylprolyl isomerase D (gene Ppid). The record is from RefSeq and is a predicted model, not a curated record. The coding region runs from base 1 to 1293 and encodes 430 amino acids. Gene Ontology annotation, molecular function: peptidyl-prolyl cis-trans isomerase activity; protein binding. Lineage: Eukaryota; Metazoa; Chordata; Mammalia; Rodentia; Bathyergidae. The transcript is spliced from 10 exons. Gene Ontology annotation, biological process: protein folding; protein peptidyl-prolyl isomerization.